GAGGAGGGCGAGGAGGGGGCGGAGCGCUGCGUGACACUUCGACUGACAGACGUUCGGUCCGCCCCCGUGCGUCUGACGUCAUCGACGUCGAACGGGACUGUUUGUUCUGGAUUUGGGGCGAGGAAGGUCUGCGAGCGCUGACACCCGACUGAAGAAGGUGUGACGCUCGGCUCUCUGUCCCUGUGUUGUGGUGUCACUGACAGACAUCCCGAGUUACCUCAGGAAACUGUCGCCUCACCACCUAAGAUAUGAUCACACAGUUGGAUUAGACCAUAGCUGCAAGGCAACAAACAUAGAGUCGUGUGAGGAGUGUAAUGGCCUGAGGGUGGUCCCCCCGGUCCCACCUGCCCCUGCCAGGUCCAAUCUGCCUAAACUGUCUGCUCAGCUACUGCAACCCACCACAGCAAUGGGAGACGGACUGGAUGCAGGCAGCAGCCAGAACCCUCCCUCUGCCCCACCACCUCUCCCCUUCAACCCUCCACCCCCGGAAACAUGGAACCCCUCCAGACCCAAGCGACAGACCAACCAGCUGCAGUACCUGCUUAAAGUGGUGUUGAAGACAUUAUGGAAACACCACUUUGCAUGGCCCUUCCAAGCUCCUGUAGAUGCCAUCAAACUGAAUUUGCCUGACUACUAUAAGAUCAUAAAGAUUCCUAUGGACAUGGGCACAAUAAAGAAACGCCUGGAGAACAACUACUACUGGAAUGCCCAGGAGUGUAUACAGGACUUCAACACAAUGUUCACAAACUGCUACAUCUACAACAAGCCUGGGGAUGAUAUUGUCCUUAUGGCAGAGGCCUUGGAAAAGCUCUUUCUUCAGAAGAUUACAGAGAUGCCACAGGAGGAGACAGAGAUUGCUGUGGUUUCCAAGGGACGCAGAGGGGGCCGGCGGGAGACGGGUUUGAUCACAAAGUCAGAUUCAGGCCAGGACUCAUCUUCCCCUUCCACCACCCCACAUACACGAGGCUUUUCAUCCCCAUCAACCACCCCUCAGACCCGUGCUGCACCCGCCCCUCAAAUUCCCCCUGUCCUGCCCCUGACCCAGCCUCUGGUCCAGCCUCUGUCCCAGCCUCUGGUUCAGCCUCUGGUUCAGCCUCUGGUCCAGCCUCUAGUCCAGCCUCUGGUCCAGCCUCUGGUCCAGCCUCUGGUCCAACCUCUGGUCCAGCCUCAGCCCCCUCGUGUGCCUCCCACACCCACCAAUCAUGCAUCCCAUCUGGGAUCCCAAUUCCCUCUCUCAACUCCAGACGUCCUGGCCCAAGGCAUGACCUCUGUCCCCCCCCCAGCCGUGACACACCCAGGCCUCCAUCCAGCCCCCAUGCUGCAGAGCUCCCCUGCCCUCAUCAAGCAAAGGAAAAGCCAGAAGAGGAAAGCUGAUACGACAACACCCACAGCCAACGACCAGCUCAGUGAAUCAUCUCCAGUCUCUGCUGAGACUCGACCACGCCGAGAGAGCAGUCGCCCAUCAAAGCAACCCAGAAGAGAGACGUCACAGCCGGACUCUCAGCAUCACCUGGGAGGAGGUUUGGAGACGGGCGGGACAGCAACGCCGACACGUCAGGAGCAGCUGCGUUCCUGUGCACGCCUCGUCAGGGAGAUGCUGUCUAAGAAACAUGUAUCAUAUGCCUGGCCUUUUUACAAACCUGUUGAUGUAAGAGCUCUUGGCCUCCAUGACUACCAUGACAUCAUCAAGCACCCCAUGGAUCUCAGCACCAUCAAGAAAAAGCUGGACAACAGACAGUACAGAGACGCUCAAGAAUUUGCUGCAGACGUCAGGUUGAUGUUCUCCAACUGUUACAAGUACAAUCCUCCAGACCAUGAUGUGGUUGGCAUGGCGCGCAAAUUACAGGACGUGUUUGAGAUGCGUUUCGCCAAAAUGCCUGAUGAGCCAGAGGAGCCUGCCCCUGUUCCCACCCCAUCGUCGGCCCUCCACCCUGCCCCCUCCACUCGACAAGCCCCGCCUCCUUCCGCUGUCUCGGAAGACGACAGCUCUAGUUCCUCCGAAUCGGAGUCCUCAGGAGGAGACUCAGAACAAGAAAGGCAGCAUCGAUUGGCUGAGUUACAGGAACAGCUUAAAGCUGUCCAUGAGCAGCUCGCAGCACUCUCCCAGCCACAGGCCAGCAAGCCCAAGAAGAAAGAGAGGGAGAAGAAGGAGAAGAAGAAAGAAAAGCACAAAAAGAAGAUGGGAGCAGAGGAACCUGUGGAGACCCCUCCCCUUGUGAUGCUUCAGACGUCGAAGAAGAGCAAGAGCAGCAAGGAACCUAUCACUGCGAAGAAGGAGAAGAAAAAGCCCGGUAAGAAAGAAGGAAUUAAAAACAGCCGGCCAGCUGUGCCCCCUCAGCCCGGGCCAACCCCUCUUGUCCCCUCAGCUUCUCUCGAAGCAGAGGAUGACAUAGAUAUAUUCGGAGGUGUGUCUGCUGAUAGAGGCAAGCCAAUGUCAUACGAGGAGAAACGCCAGCUGAGUCUGGACAUCAACAAGUUGCCUGGUGAAAAACUGGGCCGAGUUGUGCACAUAAUCCAGACGCGUGAGCCUUCGCUGAAGAACUCAAACCCUGAUGAGAUUGAGAUUGACUUUGAGACACUGAAGCCCUCCACGCUGAGAGAGCUGGAGAAAUACGUGUCCAGCUGCCUCCGGAAGAAGAAAAAACCAUCAGCUGCAGAGAAACCUCUGGAAAUGACAAAUGUGACAAAGAUGAAGACGGGAUCCUCAUCUUCAGGCAGCAGUGAUUCCUCUGAUAGUGAAGACUCUGAGAAUGGGCUGGUUCCCAAGCAGAAGAAGAACUCGACUAACAAGGACACCAAGAGACCGCACCACCAGUCCCUCAGUGGAGUCGUCCCAAUCCCUCCUCAGCCUCACACUCAGCCUCAGGUGGUUCAGAAACCACCACCAUUUGUCCCCCCUCCCUCUGUCCCUGCUCUGGACUCCCAGAUGUUGACACCAGGAUUUGAUCCUCUGGCUCACUUCAUGAACUCUCACCUCACUCAGUCAAACACAGAGCCCAAUGCAACCAUUACUACUGCUGGUGCCCCCGUUGCCUCUGGCCUCCUUAAUGCAAACGCCCCCACCAGCCAGACGCCCACUGAGACGCACCCCUUCCUGAACCAACAUCCCAUCAUACCUUCCCCAGCGAUCCACAAUGCUCUUCCCCAGCAACCAUCGAGACCUAGCAACCGUGCAGCACCGCUUCCGCCCAAACCCCCGCAGCCUCCCCCAUCCUCGCUCCCCUCCAUGCCUCCAUCCUCCUCACCUCAGCUCCAGCCCUCCCUUCCCCUCACCCUCCCACAGCCCGUCCCCCGCCCUCGCGUCCCUUCGCCAACGUCGCACGGCAUCCUGGGAACCCUCUCAGCGCAGCCUCCCCAAGCUCUGCUGGAGGACGACGAAGAGCCGACACCCACCAGUUCCGACACCCCGCCGCUCAGUCAGGUCCACACCCUCCUGCAGUCGCUUCAGGCCAGGCCCACCACGCAGACGCAGCCGCUGCACACGCAUUCACCUGUGCAGGUAGCCUCUCAGCUGGCCUCGUCAAUGCACGCACAGGUUAUGACGACAGCCGCCUCGGCGCUGACGCAGAGACACAGCUCAGGCCACGCGCACCUGCAGCAGCAGUUCGCACAUACGCACACAUCGACGUCGCAGCAACAAAAGGGCGUGGUCCUACAGCAGAAGGUACAACAGUUGCAGCAGCAUCAACAGCAGCCAUCACCACGAAGCAAAGCAGAGCCUUUCUCAACAGGUUGCCUGCGAGAGAGCACGUCUCCGCUGAUGAUUCAUUCUCCUCAGAUCCCUCAGUUCCAUACAAUGGGACAGCAGUCACCCUCACAGACCAAGAAGCAUGAGCAGAGGUCCAACCUGGUAGGGGUGAAAGAAGAAAAGCCUUCUCAGUCACCAGUACUGCCCCCCUCACCCUUCAGCCCUGCCAUUCGUCAAGACACACACAAACCCGACAACAAACACAGAUUAGAUCUGAAGCCAUUGGAUGGUUCUCGCCCAAUUCCUCGCCUCCCAGACUCCCCAGCACCGCCAUGCUCCCAACAGGAUAACAAAAUCAAGCAAGAACCCAAAACUCCCAUUGCUCCUAAGAAGACGCAGUUAAAGAACAUGGGUUCUUGGGCCAGCUUGGCUCAGAGGUCUCAGUCCACGCCAGCCUCCUCAGUGCGUUCUUCCAGCGACAGCUUCGAGCAGUUCAAACGGGCGGCCAGGGAGAAGGAGGAGAGAGAGAGACAGCUGAAAGCCCAGGCGGAGCAGGCCAGGAGAGAGCAAGAGAAACUACGCCGUGACGACGAAGACACAAUGGAGCAGGCUAGACGAGCGCAAGAAGACGUCCGCCGUCGCCAAGAGCAACAGUCGCCACUUGCUCCAACACCUCCAGCUUCGACUCCGCCCACUCACUCUCCACAGGCUCCACCCCCACAGCCACAAGCCCUGCCCCCACCCAGCUCAGCCGCGCAGAACGCUCUCGACCAGCAGAGGGAGAUGGCACGCCGCCGCGAGCAGGAGCGGCGGAGGAGAGAGGCGAUGGCCGACACCAUUGACAUCAAUUUCCAGAGCGACCUGAUGGCAAUUUUUGAAGAGAAUCUGUUCUGAGAGGAAAAAGACGUUAAUGGCGUGAGAGAAGGACACACAUAAGCAAAUUUAGGAAAUGCAUAUAAAUAACAAAGCUCUGAUACACAUGGUCACCCUCACACACACCCACAUACACAGACUUACUAGUAACUGUCCCUUUCUCUCAGUAGUUGAAACAGCUGGCUUGUGUCAUGUGAAUGAGAGAGGGGGGAAAGUGAAAAUGAAACCCUCUUUUCCUCCAGCCUCAGAUACAUUUUGGUGUCUGGCUCGGUCGAAUACAGACACACAGUCGACUUCCUUGAGGAAACGAAAUAAUGGAGACAGAACUUUUACAUAAAAAAAUAAUAAUGUGGAAGAGCAGGAUUUAAUUUAAGAAAAUAAGUGAAAAAUAAGAAAAUCUCGAUCUCUAGUGUGCUAUAAGAGAGACGAGGGUUUACAAGGAACGGGUGAACAAAUCGCAAACGGACAGAUCACUUUGCUUUUAUUCUUCCUCUCUCCUAACCUCGCCUCCCUGGUAUUUUAUUCUAAGUUGGAUUUUAACCGAGAGGGUUGGACCGGCGUGGUCGAGUUUGUCAGGUUCAGCCGUCAUCUGAGAGUCUGUUGUUUUCUCAGGACACAGUCGGAACGAAACACCCUGGCCACUUUCGCACACUUUUCUAAGACCUCCUUCCUCCCUUCACUUCCUUCUACUUGUCUCUCUUCGGUCACAAAUCUAAGAGGUGGAGGCUUCAGCCUGUGUGAGAAAGGAGUGAUGGCAUUUUAAAAGUUUCGGAGUGUGUCCUUUGCCUUAGUGCUCUGGCCUGUAAACUAAUGAUCACACCCUGCAAAUUAUACAUAUUAUAUAUAAAUAGAUACAUGAAUAUAUAUUAUAUACGACAAAAUGUCAAUGAAAAAGAACAUGAGAGGGAUUUGGAUUGUGGGGAGCAAAGCUCGUCUCUGUGUUGAUCUCUGGUUUUGAUUUUGUAGAAUUUACUGUAAAGAAGAAGAAAACUUUUUUAUGAUUCUAUUGAGAGGAUUGUUUCGUCUGUCUUAUUCUCUCUCACACCUUUUCUGUUUUAUUUUUUUCUCAACUCUAUGCCAAAACCAAUCUAUUGAGUGCUGAAAGUUCAUUCACAUUUUUUUACAUGUAAAAUGCAUCUUCUUUUCACUUUAUAUUAAAGGCUGUGUUUUUAUUGCUAUUUAAUUUUCCUUUAUCCCCUUUUAAAUCCGAAGUUAUGCAGCAGUUUGUAAUAGUUUGAAGAAGCGGUUUCAGAAUCAGUUUAUGUGACUACUUUACUAGGCCCCAUCAUUCUGUAGUUGUUCCAUAAAUGUGCACUUACAUGUGAAUUACUUACAUCUUCAUUUUUUCAUUAUUUCUUUUCAUCAUGUACAUGUUUUUAGCCUGUCUUAGCCGUCUCGUCUACCACUAUCUUCUUCACAGCUUCUGCAGUCUGUAUAAUAGGUUCUCGUUUCUGAAUCUGUCUUUUAGUUUUUAUUUUUGAAAUGCUUUCAUCGUCCAAGGUAACAGUUUUUUGGGAUGUUGUGUGCCAUUGUGUGUUUUUUUUGGAAGCGGGAGCCUUUCCCAGUUUCUAUAGCUUGGCCCAGAGAUCCGUGAGUGUUUUCAAUUCUAUAAUCACUUUUUUUUUUUUAAACGUUUCAUUCAUUUCUUUUCCCUUUUCAUAUUUGAUUGUUUUGAGUUUAUUUUCUUUCCUUUUUCCUUUUGCUAUUUUUCUUUGAUUUAUUUUGCCCAGAACAAUGUGUUGGUAUGUUGGUGAGUGAGGCAGUGAGGUCAAUAGAUUCAUCUUGUUCAGAUUAUGGAGUACAACAUCUUUUUUAAGAAAAAUAUUAAAAUAAUAUUUAAAAAAACA
Messenger RNA from Amphiprion ocellaris (clown anemonefish), 6408 nucleotides. Its product is annotated as bromodomain-containing protein 4-like. Gene Ontology annotation, cellular component: chromatin; nucleus. Lineage: Eukaryota; Metazoa; Chordata; Actinopteri; Pomacentridae. Gene Ontology annotation, biological process: positive regulation of transcription elongation by RNA polymerase II; chromatin remodeling. The record is from RefSeq and is a predicted model, not a curated record. The transcript is spliced from 22 exons. Bases 407 to 4582 code for a protein of 1391 amino acids.